AUGUCUAUCUUCCUCACUCUCUCACUCUUAUGCAUCAUCUUUACCACCACCAUUUCCACCAAUCUUCCUCCUUCUUCAUUUCCAUAUGGUUUGUCGUACCACAUCGACUGCGGAAGUCCGACGAACACUACCGACCCCUUUAACACCACGUGGCUGUCGGACCGCUACUUCAGUGGCGGCGCCACUGGGAUCGUGUCGGAGCCGCUGCACUUCCGCCACGCGCAUGAGAAGACGCUUCGCUUCUUCCCAAUCUCCUCCGGCAAGAAGAACUGCUACACUAUCCCCUCCCUUCCUCCCUCGCGCUACCUUCUCCGCACGUUCGUCGUUUACGAUAACUACGACGGCAGGUCCCACCCUCCCUCCUUCGACGUCUCCGUCGGCUCUACCGUCGUAUUCUCCUGGCGUUCGCCGUGGCCCCAGUCACUAGCCCGCGACGGCGCCUACGCGGACCUCUUCGCCACAGUCCUCUCCUCUGAAGCCCUAAUUUGCUUCUACAGCCUCGCCACGGACCCCCCGGUGAUCUCCUCCAUCGAGAUCUUCGCCGCCGAUCUGGCUUCCUACGAUGCCGCCGCAAUUGCCGACAACGGCACGGUGCUUGUCAACUACGGUAGACUCUCAUGCGGCUCUGACCAGUGGGGGCCGGGCUUCUCCAACGACUCCGACCGGUUCGGCCGCUCAUGGCAGUCCGAUUCCGAGUUCCGAACUGGCCGGAGCAAAAUCCUCGCCGUGUCGACGCGGAACAGUAUCAGCGGGGCCGAGCAGAAGCCGAAUUACUUCCCGGCGAAGCUGUACCAGACGGCGGUGAUGACGGCAACGACGGCGGAGGAGGGCGGUGGGGUUUUGGAGUACGAAUUGAGCGUGGACGCGAAGCUUGAUUACUUGGUGUGGCUGCAUUUCGCGGAGAUUGAAGGGCGGGUGAGGAGGGUGGGGGGGAGGGUGUUUGAUGUGUACAUCAACGAUGAGAAUUUGACUAGGGUUGAUAUAUACAAGCAAGUUGGGGGUUUUGCUGCGUUUACUUGGCAUCACACGGUGAAGAACUUGAGUAGCCGCGUAUUGAGCGUGAAGCUCGUGGGGGUGGUGGGUGCGCCUCUGAUCUGUGGGAUUGAGAAUUACGCUCUGGUGCCUAGUGAUCCUUCCACUGUUCCUGAACAAGUGGUUGCCAUGAAAGCAUUGAAAGAUUCUCUUCGGGUACCUGAAAGAAUGGGUUGGAAUGGUGAUCCUUGUGCUCCUACUAAUUGGGAUGCUUGGGAGGGAGUUACCUGCCGUAUGAGUAAAGAUAACACCGCUCUGGUGAUAAGUCAAAUUGAUUUGGGAAGUCAAGGCUUGAAAGGGUUCAUAAGUGACCAAAUUAGUCUUUUGUCAGAUUUGGUAAGCCUGAAUUUGAGUUCUAAUUUGUUGGUGGGUAAUAUACCUUCAGGACUCGAUCAAAAAUCCCUGAUACACCUGGACUUGUCCAACAAUCAGUUAACAGGCUCAAUACCAGAUAGUAUAGCAGCUUCUUCAAGUCUGCAGCUCGCGCUUUUGAAUGAUAACUUAUUGGAAGGACUAGUACCAGAACAACUUUAUUCGAUUGGUGUGCAUGGUGGAGCUAUAGAUCUCUCUGGAAACAAAGGUUUGUGUGGUGUACCAUCUCUGCCAGCUUGUCCUAUGUUUUGGGAAAAUGGAAAAUUAUCUACUCAGGGUAAAAUUGCAAUAGGCUUGUCCUGUUCUUUUGUUUUCUGUGCGGUACUUCUGCUGGUCUAUAUUUACAUCAGGAGGAGAAGGAAUGACUAUGAUUUUGCUCUACCUCAUGAAUUGACUUCAUUGGCGGCCAAGAGAAACCGAUAUCAGAGGCAGAAAUCCUUGAUGGUUCUUGAGAUGGAGAGUCAACACGCCAAGGGACUACCUUCACAUUUUACCACACAAUAG
Sphenostylis stenocarpa is the source of this 1908-nucleotide messenger RNA. The record is from the annotation of a GenBank genome assembly. NCBI's taxonomy places the organism in Eukaryota, Viridiplantae, Streptophyta, Magnoliopsida, Fabales, Fabaceae.